UGUGAUAACGACAGAUGUCUCACAAACCGGGGGUUGAACAGGAGGGGUGAAAGAAGAAAAAACGCCCAGUCGCAUAUUGGACCUCAGGGAGAGAGUAGGACUGGCUCUGACUGAAUCACAUUCACUACUACAGGAGAAAAGAAAGUACAUUCAACACGCUCUUUCAAGCGGAUUUCAACAGAAACUGAAAGACAGGACAUCAUGGGAGGCAAGUUAAGCAAACGGAAGAAGGGAUACGAUGUCAGUGACCCUAAAGAGAAGAAAGAGGAGAGUGCUGUGGCAGCAGUUGAACCAUCAGAGAAGGCAGAGAGCCCUGUGACUGAGGCGGAGGCUGCACCACAGGAGGCUGCAGCAGUAAAUGCAGUUGCACCAGUGCUGGAGUCUGAAACACCAGCUGAGAAAACCGCAUCUUCCUCAACAGCACAAGCAGAGGAGAAGAAGGAUGAUGCUGCACCAGAAAAACCACUGGCUACAACAGAGGCAUCUACUGCUGCCCCUAAGGAACCAGCAAGUGCUCCAGAGGAAGCGGCAGCUGUAAAGCCAGCAGCUGUGUCAGAGUCACAAGCUACAGAGGUACCAGCCUCUGCAUUAACAGCGACAGCAGUCGAGACAACAGCUGCUAUACAAAAGGCACCGGCAGCAGAGGUACCAGCAGCUGCAGUAGAAACACCAUCAGCUGCUCCAGAGACUUCAGCUGCACCUAAAGAACCAGCAGCUGAGGAACCGACAGCUGCACCAGAGGCAGCAGCAGCUGAGAAGACUUCAGCUGCACCUAAGGAACCAGCAGCCGAGGAACCUCAGACUUCUGCUCCAGAGCAACUAGUAACAAAAGAACCUGCAGCUGCACCUGAGGAACCAACAACCGCACCAGCAGUAGAGAAAUCUGCAGCUACACUCCAGGAACCGGCUGCUGUACCAGAGACACCAGUGACCGAGAACCCUGUGACUGCAGAAGAACCAGUGAAGACACCAGUGAAAGAAGAUCCUCCUACAACACAUGAAGAACUUGAGAAUGUGCCAGAGGCAACAGUGGCAGAGGAACCGAUAACACUAUUUGAGAAACCAACAGCUGUGGCCGAGACACAUGCAGCUGCACCUGAGGAACAUGCAACUGUCCCCGAAGCUGAGGAAUCUGCAGCUGAACCUGAGGAUCCUGCCCCUGUGCCAGAGGAGCCAGUAUCAUCACCUCAACUUGCAGCUUUGCCAGUAGAACCUAUCAUAGAGGAGGCAGUAGAGAAGGUGGUUGAGGUGGCUGCAAAUGUCAGUGAAACCACAGAGGUCACACCAGAACAAGAGGCAGUCACUGAGGCAGUAGCUCCAGAGUCGGUCGUCGAGUCUACCCCAGCGCCUGAACCUGUUUCCGAGGCAUUGAGUGUGGCAGAGGUCGAAAAAGCUGUGCCUUCCCCUGAAGAAACCCCAACAGUCACAGAGCCUGAGUCUGAAACUGUUGCUCUUCCUGAGGUCACACUAACAAAAGCAGAUCCCUUGCCACCCGCAGAGCCAACACAACCCGAACCUACGACAGAGCAAAAGAUUGCAGAGGAGUCUAUUCCCACAAUUGUCAUCUUGGAAUCAACCUCGACCAAUGAGCUCUGCCUUGAGGAAACUGCCCCGACUGUCAUAGAAGAGAAGCUGAAUAAUGGGGACUGUGAGAGUUCUGGCUCAGCAGAGGAAUCUGUGUCAGCUCUCCCUGAGGUAAAUGGGGAGUGCCAUGAGCAGGCACCAGACAUAGGCUCUUUGGAUGUCCUUGGGUCCCCGGUUGAGGCAUGUGUAAAUGGUGUGAAGGACAAAGAACCCCCUCAAGUGCUGAGUGACUGUGAAAUGAAAAAGGACUUGAGUUUGGAUGCUGACUUUCAGGUUCCAACUAUGAUUGGCGACAUGGUAGAGGUGCCACAGUGAGUCGAUUUUAAUCUGAGGAACAAACCUUAAAUGUGAAUCCCAUAUUGAUGCAAACAAACAAAUGAAACAAUCGUCUGACAACACAGGCUUUCUGAAAAUAAAUGUGAAAAACGCCUGUUGUGUUCUCUCAGGCAAAGGAAUUUCUGGUUAACCAAAAAGAAAAACAACCACCCAAGAGCUAAGUGUGAGAAACAAAAUAAGAAUGAAACAGUGAGGAUGAAAGCAUAAAAGGAAACGAGAGAGAGAGAGAGAGAGAGAGAGAGAGAGAGAGAGAGAGAGCGGUUGGUCUUUGAAGUCUUUGUGGCCGGUGUCCUGCUGUCAUUGGUGAGGGUGAGCUUGCAGGCCUAGCUGAAUAUGUAAACCAGAGAGAUGAUGAUUACAUUUGAACAGAAAAUAAAAUAAAUAAAAAAACAAGAUGGCAGAACAGAAAUGCACGACAGUAACAAUGGUAAAAUGAUUUGAAUGAACAAAAUCAUCUUUUGUGUUUGAGCCUGAUGCAUAUUAAAAUGGUUUAUUGGAUUAGCAUUUAAUAGUAUAUAAUCCAAUUUAGACCACAUUUCUUUCACCAUGUAAUACGGAGAUUUGAGGAUGAAGCAUUUUGAAAUUUUCAUGUUGGGAGAAUCAGUGGGUAAUGUUCAUUUUAACUUAAUGGCUUGGCUUAGAAAAUAAAACACUCUGUUAUACCUUAAAAAAA
Molecule: messenger RNA, 2593 nt
Organism: Pimephales promelas (fathead minnow)
Lineage: Eukaryota; Metazoa; Chordata; Actinopteri; Cypriniformes; Leuciscidae
Source: RefSeq, a predicted model, not a curated record